AUGCGCGGGAAGCAUCUAAAAAGACUGGUGUCUUUCGGUUGUGUGUUUGCUGCUUCGUGUAUAGCAGUUGCUCAAGCAGAACUAUACGAUUUGACAGAAGAAUAUUAUAAAAUAUGUGUUGGGAUGUUUGCAAAAAGCGCGAUCCCGGGAGGUGUGGAUCCUUCCAUCACAGUAAAAUUCGAGCCUAUUCCGACUGUAGAUGUUGCAGUAGUUUUUUUCGAAAGUAAAGAUGAAUCUAAACUAGGACAUCCAGAAGAUGAGAAUGAUAAAGUUUUAAUAUGUAACAAGGAGGCUCUUGAAAAAAAAUAUUGCAAUGACACACAAUAUGGAAGCUUCAUUGUCCCGGACAAAGAUCCAGGAACUCUUGAUACGAAGGCCUUCAAAUUUAGCGGAACUAGCGGAACUUCAGAAACAAAAUAUACAUAUAAUAAAGUGGAGAAGACGGGUUAUUAUUGUGUUGCUGCUACAAAGGUAGAAGAAGAUGGUGGUGGUACCUUCAGCGCAAUAAUAGAUUGGCGGAAUCCGUAUGGUGAGUUACCUGGCAGUGACUAUCCGAAAUUACCGUUUUACGGUUUAUUGUCGUUAGUGUAUUUGGGGAUAGGGAUUGUGUGGAUGGUACUAAGCAUAAUGCAUUGGCGAGAAAUUCUUCCAGUGCAGAACUAUAUUUCAGGUGUAAUCCUAUUCCUGAUGAUUGAGAUGGCAUUUAAUUGGGGAUACUGGGAAAACUAUAAUGCAUAUGGAUCACCGUCGACAGUUUUACUCUGGGUUGUCGCAGUGUUAAACGCAGGACGAAACUCUAUAUCAUUUUUCAUGCUUUUAAUUGUUUGUAUGGGAUACGGUGUUGUAAAACCUACUUUAGGAAGCACAAUGACAAAGUGUCGAUUUCUAGCUGGCGCACACUUUAUAUUUGGUGUGAUAUAUGCGGCUGGCACAAUGAUGGUUGACCCAGAAACCAGUGGUCCACUAGUCUUAUUGAUUAUAUUCCCUCUCGCGCUCACAAUGACAAUCUUUCACAUGUGGACGCUACAAUCAUUAACUCAGACAAUACAGACGCUUGAAGUUCGACGACAAAAGGUGAAAGCAUUAAUGUAUCGGCGUCUAUUUCGAUUACUUCUAUUCUCGGUUUGUGUGCUUGGCGUAUUUUUCGUGAUAAAUCUGAUGAAUUAUUGGACUCGAGAAGAUCCGGAUUAUCAAAAUACAUUCGCGAUGAGUGAUGAAUUAGGACAAGAAGACGUGGAGGAUUUGGAAAUUAAUACUCUUCGCGCGGCCGAAAAUUUAGGGUAUGACAAUGUAAAGUAUCGCGAUCGUCCGAGUAGUAAUGGAAAUAAUAGCACGACGAUUGUUGAUGAUGAAGAAGAUGAUCGUGCAAUUUUUGAUAUUGGCGAUGAUCCAGAUGGCGAAGAAUAUUUCGAUGAAAGACACAGCGCUGAUGCUGAGAACACCCAACGGAAUAGUGGGGAAGAUUUUCCGAGGGUGAGUGAAGACGAAGAAGGAUUACACCUUCAGCAGGAAAUUAGUAAAUUAAAUUGA
Ambispora gerdemannii is the source of this 1530-nucleotide messenger RNA. NCBI's taxonomy places the organism in Eukaryota, Fungi, Glomeromycota, Glomeromycetes, Archaeosporales, Ambisporaceae. The record is from the annotation of a GenBank genome assembly.